AUGGCGGUCUCCCAGUCCGACCGUGGAUAUCAACUCGGCGUGGAUGUUGGUGGCACAUUCACUGACGUGUAUGUUCUCACCCCACAUGGCCACACCGUGCGGGCAAAGGUCCCCACCACCAUCCCCGACCAGAGUAUUGGCAUCCAAAACGGCAUCGUGAAAGCUCGCAAAUACCUCAAAGACCAGUUCGACUGGACAGGAAAGUUUCAGUUUAUUCACCAUGGCACCACUACCGCGACAAACGCGGUUCUGGAAGGGAAAGGCGCCCGCACCGCCCUCGUGGUGACCGCAGGCCACAAAGAUAUCCUCGCGCUGCGUCGCUCUCAGAUUCCAGGGGGCCUAGGGGCAUGGCUACACUGGACACCUCCAGAGCCUAUUGUGCCCCUCGAGCGGGUCGUCCAGUGCAAAGAGCGGAUGUCGGUGCGGGGCGAACCUGUCCAGGCUGUUGACAUUGCCGAUUUGCGGCGAGGCCUGCGUGAGCUCGCUCACCAGAAGCCCGAGGCGGUGGCUAUUUCGCUCUUGAACUCCUACAGCAAUGACUCCCAUGAGAGACUGGUGAAACAAACCAUUCGCGAGGAACUUGGCGCCGAUGUAGCCAUUACCUGCUCUGCCGACGUGUUACGUGAGGUGGGCGAGUACGAGCGAACGGUGACGACGUGUACGAAUACACUAGUCAAGCCCGUGGUACAGAGGUAUUUGCAGAAUCUGUCCGACAAACUUGGUGCAGAGAGCGAGAAUAUUCGAGUGCUGAAGAGUGACGGGGGCUUGACCAGCCUGGCUCUUGCCGCGGAACUCCCCGUGAAUAUUUUGAUGUCGGGCCCAGCUGGAGGCGUGAAGGGAGUGGCGGAUGUCGUUGCUCGGAGCACCCCAUACAAAAACUUGAUUACUUUGGAUAUGGGCGGAACUUCAACUGAUUGCGCGUUGAUCUGCGAUGGCCAGCCUCGGUUGAGAAGAGAGACAGUGGUCGGCGACUUGUCCGUGCGCGCUCCAGCAGUGGACAUCAAGACCGUCGGUGCAGGCGGAGGGUCUAUCACAACAUAUAUGGAGCUCACGGAAACCCUCCGAGUAGGACCUGAAAGUGCGGGUGCAAUGCCGGGGCCCGCAUGCUAUGGAAACGGUGGGCGACAAGCGACUGUGACGGAUGCAAACCUGGUGUUGGGAUAUCUACCCAAGACCCUGCUGGGUGGCGAUUUCGCUCUGGAUAUUAAUGCAGCCAUUGCGGCUGUAGAGGACAUUGCUUCACAGAUGAACCUCCCCGUCACUCAGACAGCCGAGGACAUUAUCACCAUCAUCAACGAAACCAUGUAUGGGGCCUUGCGCCUUGUGUCUGUCGAACAGGGGUAUGACCCACGCGAGUUUGCACUCGUGGCCUUUGGAGGAGCCGGGCCUCUUCAUGCAAACGCCGUUGGUCAGCUUCUAGGAGCGUGGCCUGUCAUUAUCCCUCCUUCCCCUGGUAUUCUGUGUGCUCAGGGUGAUGUGACUACUAAGCUGCGCCAUGAACAAUCGGCUAGCUUCAUCCGCCUCGCCUCGGGGACCACCAUUGAGGAGGUCCGAGGGCAGUAUAACUCACUAGAGAAACAAGGUCGAGACACACUUUGGAAAUCAUGCGGGGAAUCCUGGCCGGUGGCAUGGAAGGCAGACUACCAGGCAGAUCUCCGCUACAAGGGACAGGCCCUUACUAUCACCGUCGACCUCACGGCAGAUGAACUAGCAUUGGAGACUGUUGAGUGGCAUCGCUUGCUGCGAGAGAAGUUUGAUCAGCAGCACCAGCAACUGUUCACCUACUGCCUCCCUGAUUUUGAGCUGGAGUUGAUGCGACUGGGAGUGGUUCUCGAGGAUGCGUCUCCAAGCGUUGAUUUUCCUGAAGUCACCCGGGCAGCGAGUAACGAACCGCCUGCUGAGGCAAGAAUCGGAGAGCAGACCAUUACUGUAGCAGGAAAAGAGCAAACGGCAACUCUGUGGGACCGUCAGAAAAUCACCAAGCAGGGGACUUGCAUGUUGGGACCAUGUAUCAUCUCAGAGAUGGACAGCAACACACUCAUCCUGCCUGGGUACUUUGGCGAGAUCGACAACAUUGGAAAUAUAUUGAUCAAUCCACUCGACAAGAAGCCGGCUGUGCCGACCAAUCACACCACUGAGUCGGCCAGGGAUCUUGUCAAGAGCAGUCCGUUAGUCCCAACACUGAUAUCGGCCACUCUGGCCUCUAUUCGUGGGGAGAUGGACCAGAUGAUGUUGCGCUGCAGUAUGUCUCCCGCAAUUCGAGAACAGCAAGAUGAAUUUAAUGUCAUCACCGAUGCGAGUGGAAAGAUGUUGGUUGGCCAAUUCGGCAGUUUCAUCACUGAGUUCCUGAACAUCUGGCACGGAACCAUUGAGGAGGGUGAUGUGUUUAUUACAAACGACACCUACCAAGUUCAGGGGGCCAUCAGCCAUCUGAACGACGUAAUCGUCUUUCUUCCCAUCUUUCACGAGCAUCGCCUCAUUGGAUACGCCUCUCAGUUUGGACACCUGACUGAUGUUGGAGGUACUGUUCCCGGAAGCAUGUCAAUCAAUGCCACCUCGGUGUUCGAGGACGGCGUGCAAAUUCCCUGCAUCAAGCUGUACUCCAAGGGUGUGAUGAACUCCGACCUGGUGGAUCUUCUGUGUCGCAAUUCCCGCCAGCCUGCAUGGUAUCGAUCCGAUCUGACUGCAAUUGUGGCAGCAUGCUCCAUGGCAGCAACUCGCGUGCGAGAACUGGCUACCCGCUUCGGCACCGAAGUCUACCUAGCCUCCUGCGAUGAGUUGCUCUACCGGAACUGGUCCGGGUUCAGAAAGAUUGUUGAGCGACAGUUCGACGAUAAGGACAGCACAUUCACGGACUUUGUGGAUGAUGAUGGUCACGGCGUAGGACCCUGGGCUCUGCAGUGUUGCAUGAAAAAGAUUGACGGCCACCGGCUGCUAUUUGACUGGAGUGGUACCUCUCCCCAGAGCGAACACGGCAUCAAUUUCUUCCUGUCGGAGACUAUGUUCAAAAUGUUCAUCGGGUUUUACCUGGUCGCCGCCGCCGCCCCCGGAACGGUCAUCAACGAUGGUUUCCACGAUUUGAUCGAUGUAUAUAUCCCCGAGGGUUCAGUGCUCAAGCCCGUUCGACCUGCCCCUAUCUCCUGCCGAACUCACUUUCUCGGACGCACUUUGGACAUCGUACAGGCUCUCAUCGGACAAAAGAAUGAGGCAUAUCAGGCAGCCGCCGGCUUCAGCGACUCCCCUCACUUCUUCUAUUCCGGUUUCACGCCCGACGGCGAGUGGUACCAGCUAUAUCAGAUUGGAUUUGGUGGUGUCCCCGCCCGACAAGCAGGUGAUGGACCCGAUUGUCACUGCCUCUUCCCGGCGAUCAAGUCCAUCCCCACUGAGAGCAUUGAGCUCAAUUACCCCUUGCGCAUCGAGGUCAACGAGAGUGUCGCAGAUAGCGGUGGACCUGGCUACUACCGUGGUGGCAAUGCACAGCGCACCCGUUACCGGUUCUUGGCCAGGGGUGAAUUCAGUCUGCAUGACGAUCGCUGGUUCACGAAGCCGUGGGGCCUGAAGGGAGGACAACCUGGUCAGCGGUCUCGCAAAAUUCUGUACCGGUACUCGAAGUCUGCCGAGAGUCCGCCCACCGAGGUUCUACCGUCCAAAUGCGAUCACAUUCGCAUCGACCCCGGGGAUGUUCUCGAAUGGGUGACGUGGGGUGGAGGCGGAUUGGGCGAUCCACUGACCCGACCCACUGAGAAGGUCGCGCUGGAAGUCUCCCGGAAGCUGGUGACAAUGGACGGGGCACGUCGAGGAUAUGGAGUCGUCGUGAAACGCAACUUCACGGUGGAUACGGAGGAAACUGAGAAACUGCGAGCACGGAUGCACAUGGAGCGUGCUCAACUGGGUGAUGCUCCUAUUUAUGACCGUGGUGGCAGCAUCGAGGCUCUGCGGGAGACAUGUUUGCAAGAGACGGGGCUGAGUGCUCCUCUGCCUCAGUGGGAAACGGAUGUAUAUGGUCCUCACGCAGGGCUCGAGUACGUGAAAAGGUGGUAUGCCGAAAUGAAGGUUCAGAAUGGUUGGAAACUCAGUUGA
This is a messenger RNA of Penicillium canariense, 4080 nucleotides long. RefSeq lists its product as uncharacterized. Bases 1 to 4080 code for a protein of 1359 amino acids. Gene Ontology annotation, biological process: glutathione metabolic process. The record is from RefSeq and is a predicted model, not a curated record. Gene Ontology annotation, molecular function: 5-oxoprolinase (ATP-hydrolyzing) activity. Gene Ontology annotation, cellular component: cytosol. NCBI's taxonomy places the organism in Eukaryota, Fungi, Ascomycota, Eurotiomycetes, Eurotiales, Aspergillaceae. The transcript has a single exon.